AUGACAGAUAAUAAAAUAUAGGAACUUUAGAGCGCAAUAAUAUAAUUACAAAACAAAUGUGUUGUUGAUGCGAGAUAUGUUAAUAGCGAAUAAGAUAUUGACAGAUAAAUGAGUGAAAUUACUCUCUCUUAGGAGGAUAAAAUUAUUAGCUAACUAGUUUUUUGCAUAACAUAAAUACUGAAAGACAAACUUGAUCCUUCAGAAAGUGAAAGUGAUAUUUGGACUCAUGUAAAUAAUUUUCUUGUAGGAAGAUAUGCCUUAGAAUUUAUCAAAUAAAAAUGCACAACAAUUCCUCAAGAUAAAUAAAAGCUAAAACUUUGGAUUCUGCUUGAAAUUUCGCAAAAAACUUUAGACAAUGUUUUUGAUCAUAUUGCAGCAACUGAUUUUUUAUCUUAAUACAAAGUAGAAAGCUGCUUUAGAUAAAAUUUUGUUAAAUUAGUUGAAUUAUCUAAGAUGUUGCAGUAAUAAAAUUAUAAAAUUAGUGGCAGAUUACCUUAGUACUUUGAAAAGUAUGUUUAGGAAUAAGGAAUCAAAGAUGCCAAAUUUCUUCCAGUUGGUAAUUAAAACUAAUAAUAGGCAUAAAAUUAAAAUACAUAACUAACUCCAAACAAUACAAAUAAUCAUAAUCUAAACCAUUAAAACAACCUUUUAUCUAAUUAUACUGUUGUUCCUAGUAUAGUUGAUAUCACUCCAAAGCAUCUAUUAUCAAACUAAGAGACCCCUGUUAACAUGAAUAACAGUCUUAGGCUUAAAGAAAAUUAGAAUUCUUCUAUAAAAAUUGAAAUCAAUGGAAUUUCUUAAAUUUCAAGAGUAGUUGAGGAAUCAGAAGAAGAUAGAACAGGAAGAAAUAAUAUGAAUAUUGAUGUUAAACUUUUGUUAGCUAACGGAAGAUCAUCAACUGCUUUAUUCAAUCCUCAUGGUGCCAAUAGAGCCACCUUAGCAAAUUCUGACUCUAUGGCUAAUCUUUAUCCAAAGUUGGUGACUCCAACUCCUGAUGAAGGGAAGUAUACAAAAAGAAAACUUCCUUCUGAGUAUCUAUUCAAAACCAGAUACGCUAACAUAACAGAGAGAUUCUCUGAUAAAUUCCAAGUUUAAAGCACAAUUUCAGGAUAGGACGGAAAAUGUCAUGAGUGCCAAGCUAAAAUAUCAAAAGGUCUCUACCUAAUCGGAAAUAAUGCAUAUUUUUGUCACUACACAGGCUUCUGGUACUGCUAUAAUUGUAUAGCAGUAGAUAAAAAACCAAUUCCUUGGAAGGCUUUAGAAUCUUUUGACUUGACUUCAUACAAAGUAUGUAAAAAAGCAGAAAAAGAAAUAAAUAAUCUUUAUGCAAAACCUAUAAUUUAAUUCGAAUACAGUGAUUAAGUAGUCCAGAGUAACUAAAUUCUUGGUGAUUUUAUGAUCUUAAAAAGACAGAUAUAUCUUUUAUAUAACUUUUUAUGUCAUCCAGAAUACCUUGAAAAAUAUCUUGAAAACAGUCUUAAUUUAUUGAUUAAGCCAAAUAUUUUCAGUCUCAAGAAUUUCUAUGAUAUAAAUAACGGCUCUUUACCCAAACAAGUGGAAGAAACUUAUAAAUUAUUCUAAACUCAUGUACAAGAAUGUGAGAAAUGCCAAAAGAAAGGAAUUGAGUGCUCACUUUGUAAAUAACCCUAAAAAAUAUAUUUAUUUGAUAUUAAGAAUACUUCUCUUUGUGAGAAAUGUGAUACACUUUAUCACCGUACUUGCUUUUAAGAAAAGAAUUGUGAAACUUGCAUGCACGAAAAUUGA
Tetrahymena thermophila SB210 is the source of this 1764-nucleotide messenger RNA. RefSeq lists its product as hypothetical. NCBI's taxonomy places the organism in Eukaryota, Ciliophora, Oligohymenophorea, Hymenostomatida, Tetrahymenidae. The record is from RefSeq and is a predicted model, not a curated record. The transcript has 8 exons.